AUGGCUCACUCCAGUUUGAGAGGCGAGCCCGUCUAUACGAAUGGGGUCAAGGUAGGAGACCGGAUCGAGUUCCCCAAGACCCCUGCAUUCAGCAACUUCGCCGCUCCAGCCCGGUUCGAGGGUCAGAUCAUGGAGCUCGAGGUCGAGGGGACCAUCCCCGGCGCCGUGGAGGGAACGUAUUACCACGUCUCGAUGGACCAUCGCUUCCCACCCAAGUUCCAAGACGACAUUCUCUUCAAUGGUGACGGCUGCGUAGCGGCAUUCCGCAUCAGCGAAGGCCACUGUGACUGGAAGCGACGGUUUGUUCAGACAGACCGCUACCAUGUCGAGACUGCUGCCCGCAAGAGUCUUUUUGGGCGGUACCGAAACCCGUAUACGGACGAUGAAUCCGUGCAGGGCGUCAUCCGGACAGCUGCAAAUACAAACGUGGUCUUCUGGCGCGGCGUAAUCCUGGCUUGUAAAGAGGACGGACCACCCUUUGCGUUAGACCCGGAGACGUUGGAGACGAUCGGCCGGUAUGACUUCGACGGCCAGGUCCUUGCGCCGACCUUUACGGCACACCCGAAGAUCGACCCCAAGACGCAGUCAAUGCUCACCUUCGCAUACGAGGCCGGUGGUAAUGGCAAUGAUGGGUCGAGGGAGAUUGCUUUCUACGAGAUCGACGCAGAUGGUCGGAAGACGGAGGAGGUCUGGUUCGAGGCCCCUUACUGCGGUUUUAUCCAUGAUUUUGGCUUUACCGACAACUUUAUUAUCCUGCCUCUCACCCCGCUUAAAAUGGAUCUCGACCGACUGAAGAAGGGUGGUGCCCACUGGGCCUGGGAUCCGUCCGAGUACCAUUAUUUCGGGAUCGCUCCUCGCCAUGGGGCCAAGAAGGAGGAUAUGGUCUGGAUCCGCCACCCGAAUGCCUUCCAGGGCCAUGUCGCCGGCCACUACGAGAAGGACGGGAAGUUGAUCUUCGACCUGACCAUGGCCAACGGCAACCUGUUCUGGUGGUUCCCCCCCGAGGGGAAAGACCCUGAGCCGCCGAGCGCUCGCAGCGCCGUGUCCUCACCUAUGACGCGGUAUAUCUUCGACAUCAAAGAUAUGUACAACAUCACUGAGAUCAUGCCUGCGUUCCAAUGCCCGACUUCGGCUGAGUUUUCCCGAAUCGACGAUCGGUUUCUAGGCCAGUACUACAAGAAUUUCUGGGUCUUGGGGAUCGAUAUGGCAAGAUCGUACGAUUUAGAGAGAUGCGGACUUACUCCUUCCGGCCGUUUUAACCUCCUCGUGCACUACAAUUGGGAGACCGCGAAGGAAACCAUCUUCUGGCCUGGCCCUACCACUGUGUUCCAAGAACCCUGUUUUGUGCCAGAGUCAGACGAUGCCCCGGAAGGAGAAGGGUACCUGGUUGUCGUGGUGAAUCGGAUGGACGUUAAGUUGAACGAACUAUGGAUUUUCGAGGCCCAGGCAAUUCAAAAGGGCCCUAUUGCGAAGGUCAAAUUGCCCCUUCGGCCUGGAGUUGCGUUUCAUGGGAACUUCGUCGACGCUCGUGAUAUCAAGGAAUUUGCACGGCGAAGAGCUGCUGGAGGGGAUCUCGGCCCAGCCACUGCGGCUCGACAGCCUCUUCCAUGGCAAACUCUUGCUGGCCAGCCGUAG
Messenger RNA from Aspergillus bombycis, 1635 nucleotides. RefSeq names its product carotenoid oxygenase family protein. Gene Ontology annotation, biological process: carotene catabolic process. Lineage: Eukaryota; Fungi; Ascomycota; Eurotiomycetes; Eurotiales; Aspergillaceae. Gene Ontology annotation, molecular function: carotenoid dioxygenase activity. The record is from RefSeq and is a predicted model, not a curated record. The transcript has a single exon. Bases 1 to 1635 code for a protein of 544 amino acids.